GUGCUUCCCGACCCAAGACGCAGCGCAGCUAUAUCACAGCCAUUGUCACCAGCCCUCACUCGCAGCCAGCCAGACAACCGCUCCGCCGCCGUCGCGCAACCUCUUCGCCUUUGUCAGCCUGACCUUCCAGCGGUCUUGAUGGAGCUUGCCCGGCUACUGGCCCAGUCGCGAUCGCCGUAGGAAGACACCGCGUCUUCCACAGCUAGCGAUAGCCAGUAUGCCUGAGCAGGAGGAGACGAGACAGCGGCUCAACACCAUCGCCGGACCUCCAAGAGAUCUCACGGACGUGUCGCGCGCCGUACUGCGCAGCGAGCAGGCCAAAAGAUGGACCAAGAAAUACAGGACCGAGGUCGCAGCGAGCUCUAGCAGUUUACUCUCGACAGUCGUCGCAUACCCUCUCGAUUCUGUGAAGACGCGCCUUCAAGCCUAUAAGUUCAAUUCAUUCAGCGACUGCGUACGCCACACAUAUCAGACCGAGGGUUUACACGGGUUCUGGCGAGGCGUUUGGUCGCCCCUUGCCAGUAUUACCCUUGUCCGCACCGUUUCUUUCUCGAUCUAUCAGCGUUCUAAAUACACAAUCGACGACUGGAUAUAUCAAGCAACCGGGAGUUCGCCGCUUGUGACCGCAAACACAAAGGGUGCUUGGCCCACAUUCUCGACGAUAUCGUGCUUUGGGCUUGCAGGAGCGACUGCUGGCGCUACGAUAACGGCGAUUGCUUGCCCAUUCGAAUUGACUAAGCUGAGCGCCCAGAUAUCCGUGUUGAUGGCAGAGCGCAACGAUGGCUGUAAACAAAACGAUGCGAUACGGAAGAGUUACCAAAACCUUGGAACCUUCAAGACAGCACAGAAUCUAGUGAGACAUCGAGGGUGGUCGGGCCUCUACUCUGGCUUUCACCUGCACCUGUUGCGAGAUUCUAUUGGUACCGGUAUCUAUUUUGUCACGUAUGAAAGCGUCAAACAGAUUCUAGCCAAUGCACGAGGAACUUCUCCGACACACCCUUUGGCUGUCGUCAUCGCUGGAGGACUUUGCGGUCUUGUCAGCUGGGCAUGUAUCUUCCCUAUCGAUACUGCGAAGAGUAUCUAUCAGCGCAACUGUCUUGUGGGCGGGAAGGACAAGCAGACGAGGCCAAAAAUCCAAUUCCUAAACCCGCGGAUGUAUCGAGGCUUGGGUGUUUCCAUGUCUCGUUCCUGCGUGGUCAACGCCAUUUUCUUCACUGCAUUUGAAUUCACCAAGAAGCGUAUCAACCACAUGGAUAUCGACGAAGAGCUUCUACGCCGAUACGAUGGGGGUGUUGACUGAUUUGUAUCGCACCUGGAAACUGCACUUUUUGAUUGUACAUGCAUAGGGCUUGGAGUAGGGUUGUGCACAUAGGAGCACAGGGGAGUUACUGGCGCCACAAACGGUAUGUAAGGUACCAUUGAUGGGGUACCUGUUUACUUGCAUAGCAUUGAAUAUAAGAUGCACCAUUUCUACAGACGGUUUGCG
Messenger RNA from Boeremia exigua, 1486 nucleotides. RefSeq names its product mitochondrial carrier domain-containing protein. The transcript has 8 exons. Lineage: Eukaryota; Fungi; Ascomycota; Dothideomycetes; Pleosporales; Didymellaceae. Bases 218 to 1300 code for a protein of 360 amino acids. The record is from RefSeq and is a predicted model, not a curated record. Gene Ontology annotation, molecular function: transmembrane transporter activity. Gene Ontology annotation, biological process: transport.